Messenger RNA from Brassica rapa (field mustard), 1336 nucleotides. RefSeq lists its product as uncharacterized. The record is from RefSeq and is a predicted model, not a curated record. NCBI's taxonomy places the organism in Eukaryota, Viridiplantae, Streptophyta, Magnoliopsida, Brassicales, Brassicaceae. Gene Ontology annotation, biological process: photosystem I assembly; response to photooxidative stress. Gene Ontology annotation, cellular component: chloroplast thylakoid membrane.
GCAAAUCAUGACCAAGUGUUAGCCACCGAACGUGCAGUCCAUGCUUACUCAGUGUAUAUAAGUACCCAUUAUCUCUUUAGCCUUAAGACGUAGCCUUUGCCAUUUCUCAUCUUACUAGUUAGACAUUUUCAGACCGAAAAAAAGACAAUGGCUGCUGCAGUUCUUAUGCCAACGAUAAGCUUUAGAGACGGGAGCAUUCACGAGGAUUGGCAAGUUCUAGGCAGAGACGAGCCGAAGAAGAAAAUUCUGGUCAAGCAAACGAGUAUGAGGCAUUCCGAGAGAGAGAUAUCGAUGGACCCCAAGUCAGUAGUCAAGUCUUUGUCUAUGUCACCGUCCUUAAGAAGGAACGAUAGCUUCGAUAUGAUGCUGUUACCGGCCAUGUCACCUCCUAGAGACUUAGAUGCGCCAAUGCCUCUUCCUUUGCAGCCAGUGCGGACUAAGUUUGUGAGCCGUAGCCUCCCAAACUCAACCACAAAUUCUCCUAAACAACGUUCUGGUCUGAUGCGUGCGCUCAAAGGCAAGGAACAAGACUCGUCUUCGUCGGCUUCAUUGAAGAGAAGCAAAUCUUGUGGAUCUACGAGCAAGAGACUCUCUCUUCGAAACUCUUUCUUCGUCAAAACCGAAUCGAACAAGAGCAUUAACAAUAACAAUACGUUAGAAGACGGGUUCAAAUGCAACGCUCUGUGUUUAUACCUCCCCGGUUUUGGUAAAGCUAAACCGGUCAGAUCAUCAAGAAGAGACGAUUCUUCUUCUUCUUCCUUCACCCGAACCACCACUACCACCACGUCGUCAUCAUCGUCCGUUACCGUUUCAAGAACCGUCUCUGUUAGAGAAACCACGACGACCACUACAGUGAUCUCAGCUCGAGCUUCAAUGGAGAAAUUCGACUGCAACUCAUACGCUUCGGAAUCUGGAGGGGACGAAGGAGGUGGUCACUUAUUCGACUUACCGUCCGAGCUAAUCAAAAGCGGUUCCGGUAAAAACGAUCACGACGAUCCAGUUUCAGCGGCUUUCGUGUUCGACAAGGAACCUGUUGAGAAAGAGAUCAAAGGGGUUUUAAAGAUGUCUGGUUCGAAAAACAGAAGAUCGAUGGAGUCUUCCCUUCGCCAGGUUCGAUUCUCCACGACGUCGCCUGUUUCUUACCCAACGUCACCGGCGAUCUCACCACGGUUGCUAGAAGCCAGCAAGAAUCUCAAUGCUUUCUUGGAAGCUCAAGCAGUUUGAGUGAUAAUUCGAGUUUUAACUUUCAAUAUAUAAGAUGUAAUAUACGGAUGUCUUUGUUAAAAUGUUUUUUUCUUUGCUAACAAUUUCCCUAGAAAUCAAUAUCCUUUUUAAA